AUGCAACGCAUCGUUGAUGCCCUGGACGCACAAAUAGCAACGGAGGAGCGCAUCAACAGCAUGGUGAGUAGUGACAUCAACAGGGAUACAGAACGCUGUAAUGAUUUCAAGAAGGGAAGCCAGGGAAAAACAUCACACAACCAAAAUUGCACAUUUUGUGGGUCAAUAGAACACAGAACUGCAAGCUGUUCACGUUACAGCACCAUCACGGAAAGACGCAAUUUUCUACAAGAACACGGCAUGUGCCUGAAUUGUGGGCGCGAAGGUCAUUUCGCAUCAAACUGCACAAAAGAGGGAUGUAGAAACUGUCAAGGGAAGAAACACUUUUCACGCAUUAUGUCCUCGGAGGCAAACAAAUGUAUCCCAGGCGAAACAGUUCACGCCAAAAACGCCAACAAAACCGCGCACCCGAUCCAGUUUUUUACCACAAGCCAAGGGGAACAAGAUACAAACAAGGCACGGGCGGACUGUAAUCCUAACUUUACGGUGUCACACCAAGGAACACCAAGGAAGAAUGUGUUUCUCCUAACCGGAGUAGUAGCGCACAUAUGGAAUACAAAACGGCAAGAACUGCAAUCAUCCUUUAUAAGCCAGAGAUUAACGAAGGACCUAGGACUCGAGUGUAUGGAACUUUCGCCCCAACCUAGGAGUAUACCUUUAGGGGCGAAUAAUCUGAAAAUUGCAAAAUGCGCGGUGACGUCCAUAGAAUUGUGGGACAACAAAGGGAGAAGUGCACAAAAUGCGGCUGUAUUCAACGCCAAUCUUAACCGGAAAAGGACAAAUUAA
Messenger RNA from Cooperia oncophora, 786 nucleotides. The record is from the annotation of a GenBank genome assembly. NCBI's taxonomy places the organism in Eukaryota, Metazoa, Nematoda, Chromadorea, Rhabditida, Trichostrongylidae.